GCUCGUGGUCGGUGAUGAGAAUCAGCGAGGUUCUUCAUCGGAGGUUUGUGGCUCCCAUGAUGGGCCAGUCUUCCUCGGCAAAUGUGGUGGAGCAUGGAACCGUCAGACAAGCUAUGUCAAGCUGGACAGCGCAGCCAAGUUUGAUUACGAGGCCUGUUGGCAAGUGCAGCAGGCGAUGGUUGAGAGGGAUUCGGAGGUGAAAGAUUUGAGGGCGCAGAACGAAGAGCUGAAGACUGCUUUACAUUCCUCGGCUCAGCUGUUGAAUGAAGUGAUGACGGCGGGUGGUUGUGGUGGUGGCGGACCUCCUUCCUUGCAGGCCCUAAGGGAACCUCCUGGCUUAGAACCGGGAGGUAAUCUUCGUGGUGGUGAUCGAGGUGCUAACGUACCACCUGAGGCUCCUCCCGGUGAAGAAGGAAGCUCUUCGGUAUUUGGCAGCAAUCCCUGGCUGAGGGGAAGAGCAGAGGGCCCAACCCGUGGUGCGGCUAGUGGACUGCCAGAUCGCUCCGGUGUAAAAGGGGGCAAUCCAGUGAAUGGGGGCUCAAUGAAGCAAGGAGUUCCUCAGUUUGGACCUUUGGAGGACUCACGGAUGCGCGAGGCCGAGGAUGGGGGACAAGGUUCUCCGCUUGAGCUCCUGAUUCAGGGUAUGAGACAGCUGCAGCAGGUUUACAUGGACAAGCGAACGAGUGGCGAGGCUGAGAACCUCAAGGGUGUCAGUGAGCUGGCUCCUCUUCCUGAACUCGGUGGCGACACAGGUGUGGAGUUCAGCGAUUGGCUGUAUGUGGCGGAGCAAGCUAUUGGGGCGAUGUCAGACUCGGCAUCGCUAUGGUUUGAAAGAACUUUGGGUGCAGCUCGAGAGGCGUAUGCGCGCUACCAGAUCGCGAGCCCCCUGGAACGCUUGGCGAUCGCCCCAAGGGUGGCACCGGAGCUGCUGGAACUCAAGUGGGUGAGACUGGAUCGCAAGGUCAUGACCCUGGUGCUGAAUGCUAUGCCGAAAAUGGUAAAGGAAGAUGCUGUUACGCACAGGGUUACUUCGGUGGCCAUGGCUUUGUACAGACUACAUGUUCUGUAUUCCCCAGGAGGCACAGCAGAGCGAGCGGCCAUCCUCAAGCACUUAGAGGGUGCAUCAGCGGGGGAGAGUAUUCCGGAAGUGAUUGCAGCCCUCCGGAAAUGGCGUCGUUUCCUUACACGAUCGGCUGAGAUGCAAUUGACGGCGCCCGACCCCAGCAUCCUUCUCAGAGGCGUUGAGACCAUCAUCGCGGCCUGCGUGCAGAAGCAUGGGGAGAUGAGCUUUCGGCUAUCCCUAGCAAGAAACGAGCUCCAACUGCAGAACCGCCCCACCAACGAGACUGUGCUGAGGUUUUACGACCAUGCUCUUGCGGAAAUGCAGCAGGCCUUGCCGGCGAAAUGGGCCACCAAGCCUGCAGAGCCGCCGAGAAUCAAGGCCAUUGGAGCAGGAACCGGGGAGGCCUCUUCUACCUCGAGUCCUACGGCAUCCCCGAACAAGGGCACAAGAGGGGCGGCUUCUACCACUCCGUGCAAAUUCUUCCUCAGCGAGGCGGGAUGUCGACGAGGGCAACAAUGCAAGUAUCACCAUGAGUUUGCCAACAGAGAUGAGAAACGCUCGCGGUGUUGGACGUGCGGGUCGAAGCAACACAGGCAAUCAGAGUGCCCUACUCGGGAUGGGACCAAGAAUGCCAAGGACAAGCCGGGUGGAGGGAACAAUGGGCCCAAGGCAGCCGCGAUUGCUGCAGGUCCGCCUCUACAUGAACCAAAGGCGACUACCCCGACGCCCUCGCCAACAGCGACUCCAACUACCGCCACAACGAGCUCUAUGGCAAACGGCGAGGCGGCCCAGAGUGUUGUGCAAGCGGAGCCGGUGAUGAGCGGACAAGGCGAUGCGGUGCAAUCUCCGGAGUUUCAAACGUUUAUGAAGGAGGUGAACACUAUGUUGCAAAGGAUGACCAGGUUGAACAUGUUGGACGCUAGGCCGCAGCUCAACUUGGAGCUCUCCAAGAUGGACAAGCAGAUGGCCUCCUUUGGCGAGCACUUGGAACCUGUAGCAUUGCUUGACUCGGGUGCCACUCACCCCUUCCGACGGCUUCUUCCUGAACGAGAAGAAGAACUCCACCCUGUUCAAGUGCAACUUGCGGACGGCAAGGCCAUAACCUUGCAGCAGAACAGGGCAGGUACAUUGAUGCCAGCUAAGGGUGCCCAAGCUCAGGAGGAGGGUGCGACUACGAUUGUGCCGUUAGGUGAGACACAAGCCCUCGAGCUGAUUGGUGAAAUAGAAGCACGAAAACUGGAACAGCUUAAGUUGAACACCGUGCAGACGCAGCUCAGAAUGAUUGGCAUGGAGGCGGAGGUGAGCCAUGAAGCACGAGUCGCUGAGUACAGGCGAACGGGCUCUCGAUCAGAGGGUCUGAAGGCACUCAUGGCCAAGGACUCGGUGUUUGGUGAGCUCUCUGAGGCGCAGCGAUGUAUGCUGGUGCAAGAUGUUGACUUGAGCGAUGAAGCUGGCAAACGCUACCUCAAGGCUCUUCCCCUCAAGCGAGCUAUGCGACGGAGGCUGUUGACCACCAG
This is a messenger RNA of Symbiodinium necroappetens, 2580 nucleotides long. The record is from the annotation of a GenBank genome assembly. Lineage: Eukaryota; Dinophyceae; Suessiales; Symbiodiniaceae.